Molecule: messenger RNA, 1117 nt
Organism: Fundulus heteroclitus (mummichog)
Lineage: Eukaryota; Metazoa; Chordata; Actinopteri; Cyprinodontiformes; Fundulidae
Gene: lmo3
Product: LIM domain only 3
Exons: 4
Coding region: 381-851 (156 amino acids)
Biological process (GO): positive regulation of transcription by RNA polymerase II
Cellular component (GO): nucleus
Molecular function (GO): DNA-binding transcription factor binding; transcription coactivator activity
Source: RefSeq, a predicted model, not a curated record
ACCGAUUGGUGAAGUAGCGUGCAGUGGAGCCGCUGUGAAAGGGCUUCCAGUCGGAUCAGAUGGUCUCUGCGUCGCAGGGGGUGGGGGGAAGAAUCUCUUUGUCAUCCUGUCAUUUGCGGCCAGCACUGCUCUGCGCACACAGGCUGCAUCUGCGAUCGGCGAUAAACGUGUGAGAACACGCCAUGUGAGUGUGUAAAGCAGCGGGCACCUCGCUCCAGCUCCUCCGCCAGCGUUCUGUUGACCGAUGCUACCCUCCUGUCUCGACCGUCGUGCUGGAUUGUUCCGUGUCUAACAAAGCCUGAUCUCAGUCUGCUGGCAGGCAGCUGCUCUCCAAACUCAGCGGCUUUGGGUUGAAUGGUGGUGCUCCAGGGGCUCAGCAAAUGCAGAAAAGGGAGCAAAGUUUCGGUAUACAAAUGCUCACCGUCCAGCCGGACACAAAGCCAAAAGGCUGUGCCGGCUGUAACCGGAAGAUCAAGGACCGCUACCUGCUGAAGGCACUUGAUAAAUAUUGGCAUGAAGACUGCCUCAAAUGUGCCUGCUGUGACUGCAGGCUGGGUGAGGUGGGCUCUACACUAUAUACCAAAGCUAACCUCAUCCUGUGCCGGAGAGACUACCUACGGUUGUUUGGCGUAACAGGAAACUGUGCAGCAUGCAGCAAGCUGAUUCCAGCCUUUGAGAUGGUGAUGAGGGCGAAAGAAAAUGUCUAUCACCUGGACUGCUUUGCAUGCCAGCUCUGCAAUCAAAGGUUUUGUGUGGGAGACAAAUUUUUCCUGAAGAACAACAUGAUCCUCUGCCAGACGGAUUAUGAGGAGGGCCUGAUGAAGGAAGGCUAUGCGCCACAGGUCCGCUGACAGUCCUAAUCAGAGAAAAAGGAAGUGCCGAAUGAAAGAAAGAGACUGAAGGAGAGCAUGAAAUCACACAACAAAAUGCACUAUUGCCUCCUAUCCAGAUUCUGUACCCAACAUGUACAUAAACUGCGACACACUACUGUACAGAAUGGCCAUAGAGACACUGUGGCAAAAAAAGUUGUAAAUUAACAUGUUUGUAUGUUUCAUUACUUCUCUCUGCUGGCUUUCUUUACCUGACAAACAAUAAAGUAACUUUGCCCUGAGAGUAA